Messenger RNA from Pogona vitticeps (central bearded dragon), 723 nucleotides. The record is from RefSeq and is a predicted model, not a curated record. NCBI's taxonomy places the organism in Eukaryota, Metazoa, Chordata, Lepidosauria, Squamata, Agamidae.
GCUCUGGGUAGUGGCACGAUCAAGGCUGGGCUCCGAGACUGAUGUUCAACAGAACUAGCAGGAGGGCUCCCAAGGACAACAUGCCUAGUUUAACGGGCUUUCGAUGUUAAGAUACGAGCUUUGUAGCCCAACAUCUCUGGAGAGCACCACGGUUCGAGAAGACUGCCUGAGGCCCCAGUUUGUCAGGAUAUGGGCCUCUGAGACCAAAAGACCAUGACAGGGUAUCGAGCUCAUAGGAUUACUGGAGUGACUCAUGGCACUAUACUUCACUGGCAGUUAUGGUCCUGGUUGCCUGAACUGAUGCACAAGCGAGUCACAGCUUUCUGGCCAGGGGAAGAAGAAAGGCACUCCAUGAUUGUAGACGCAGAAUCAAGCAUCUCUACAAAACUCCUCCUAGUGGCCAAGGUGCUAAUAGCUGAUGACUACUCUGACCCAUUUGAUGCCAAAAGUGAGGGCAGCAAAACAGGCAAGGGAGAAAACACUGGCUAUAUGGAACCAUAUGAAGCUCAGAGGAUAAUGACAGAAUUCCAGAGGCAAGAUAGUGUGAAGCCCCAGCAAAAAGACAUUCAGUUGUACGACACGCCUUACGAACCUGAAGGCAACGGCAUGGAGUCAGAUUCAGAAAGCAUAGUGAGUCAGCGCUUGCGAGAAAGCAAGUUGCCACAGGAUGACGACAGACCUGCGGAUGAAUAUGACCAGCCAUGGGAGUGGAACAAGGUCACC